Messenger RNA from Didymodactylos carnosus, 1914 nucleotides. The record is from the annotation of a GenBank genome assembly. NCBI's taxonomy places the organism in Eukaryota, Metazoa, Rotifera, Eurotatoria, Philodinida, Philodinidae.
AUGGCAACAGAAGAUGUAACAACAUCAGAAGAAGAUGAAUCGUUAGACGAUGAAUCAUCGACAAAUCGUAAUAAUGAACAUUGUAAAGGAAGAUUAUUUAAAUGGACAAACUAUUUACACGGAUGGCAAGAACGAUUUCUUGUAUUAAAACUCGGCUUUUUAAAUUAUUAUAAAAAUGAAUUUGAAAUAAGUCUUGGAUGUCGUGGAGCACUCUCAGUGAAACAAGCACUCAUUCAACCCCAUGAAUUUGAUGACUGUCGAUUUGACAUACGUGUAAAUGAUUCAGUUUGGUAUUUGAGAGCACAUAAUCGCGAGGACAGAGAAAAAUGGGUACAAGCGUUAGAAGAUCAUAAAAUUUUAUGUAAAGCAGAAUCAGGUUAUGGUAGUGAAACAAGUUUACGUAAACAUCCAAGUUUAGGAUCACUGACAUCGACAGCAAGUGUUAGUGUCGCGUCGACGGGCUCAUUUAAGAAAGAUCGAAAUUUAAAAGAAAAACUUAAAGAACUGGAAACAUAUAAAGAUAUUUUAUGUCAACAAGUACAAACAUUACAGACUUAUUUUGAUGCGUGUGCAAAUGCUGUGACCAAAGGAUAUGAACCAUAUCAAAAAGAAUUCGAAGACUCCGGUGAUGUCGACUUUGAAGAUUCACCAGACAAACUCAAACACGAUGACAAUAGACCAGUAAAAAAUGUUACAAUUGUGGGUGAUCAUGCAGGAAUGGCAAUCGAUUUUAAAGGCGAGGCUUUAACCUUUAAAGCAACGACAGAUGGUGUUGUACAUAAUCUCGCAUUUUGUAUUGAAUUAAUGCAAAAAAGAGAAGAUAUAUGGAGGAAAAAAUAUGAAAAAGAAUUGGAGCGACGAAAAAAAUUUCAAGAACUAUAUACUUAUGCCAUAAAACAGAAGAUUCCAGCAUUAGGCUCUCCGGAUGCUGAAGAAGGUCCUCAUAGUACAUUAAAAGAUGAAGAAUUUUUCGAUGCAUUAGAUCAAUCGUUAGAUCGUAUUGAUCGUGAAACAGAUGAAAUCGUACGAAAAUCACAGAACAUAUCUUCAGUGCUAUUACCACAAAUAGAGUGUCAGUUAAAAUCACGCCCAACAUCAAUCGAAAACCAUACAACAUCUCAGUUCGAUAAUAAUGAUGACUAUGGAACACCUCCAACGAGUAUAGAAGAUUCAAAUCCAUUUAUGAAUCUGUUUGAAAAUGAAAUUUCUAAUUUAUCAAUAGAGAUUGAAAGAAUUGUUCAAGAUCAUUUGAAAUAUGAUAGAGAAAACGUAUCCGAUUUAUGGGAACUCAUUCAUCAUGAAGGUGAAAUGAAAGUUUAUCGUCGUGAAGUAGAAGAAAAUGGAAUUGUUGUUGAUCCACUCAAAUGUUUCCAUACAGUGAAAGGUGUAACUGGACAUGAAAUAUGUCAUUAUUUUUUUGAUCCACUAUAUCGAAUGGAAUGGGAAACUACAUUGGAUUCAACGAAAGUUAUUGAAACACCUGAUAAAGAUAAUCUAGAUACACUUGUAUUUUUUCAAAUACAUAAGCGUGUAUGGCCAGCAGCUCAACGUGACUCAUGCUUUUGGUCACAUAUACGUUCCGUAUCAACCAAUGAAGAAGAUCAACCAGUCUGGAUUGUUGUUAACUAUACCACCGAUCAUCCUUUAGCACCGAUUAAAUCUCCAUUUGUUCGACUUGUGGCUAAUGUGGCAUUAACAUGUGAAACACAAAUCGUUGAACCACCAUUAAAUCCAAAAGACAUUAAACGAGAAAAUCUUCGUUGUAAAUUGACUUACGUUGCAUUUGUAAAUCCUGGAGGUUGGGCGCCAGCUGCUGCUCUCCGUGCAAUUGCGAAACGUGAAUAUCCUAAGUUUCUCAAACGUUUUACAAGCUAUGUUGUUGAACAAACAAGAGACAAGCCAAUUUUAUUUUAA